Xiphophorus hellerii (green swordtail) is the source of this 2005-nucleotide messenger RNA. RefSeq lists its product as uncharacterized. The record is from RefSeq and is a predicted model, not a curated record. Lineage: Eukaryota; Metazoa; Chordata; Actinopteri; Cyprinodontiformes; Poeciliidae. Bases 147 to 770 code for a protein of 207 amino acids. The transcript has 6 exons.
CAGAAUCCUCCAGGAACAGCAGCAGCUCGGUUCUGGUCUCACUUCCUGCUUGGUUCACUUUGGUUCCACUUUGAGUCGGAUCUGCAGCGAUUCGGGUCGACCAACAACUCUCAGAUCAGUGGGGGGGUGGAGCCAGCUGUCUCAGCAUGUUGCCCUGGGUGACGAUCCUGUUGGUGAUGAUGAUGAAGAGAAACACUGCCUCUGCUGACAUUACCAACGUAACUAGAACCAGCGGUGAGAGCCUCAAGCUGUUGCCUGACAUUCGAAGGGGGCGUAAGGGGAUCGAACUGCAUUUCAGGUGGACCCACCCCCGCCUGCUGCUGGACAACCAGAAUACCAGGUGUCACCACGGCCGCUGUGAGCUGCUGGAGGAUGGGUCGCUGAGCUUCAGCAGUGUCCAGCCAGAGGACUCUGGAGUCUACACCCUGGAGGUCUACAACCAACAGGGGUAUAGGCAACACAAGCAGGUGUUCCACCUGCAGGUGGAAGAAAGCAGUCAGUCCAGGAUGACUGCCAUCGUCUGCUCGCUCCUCCUGCUGCUAAUCCUGCUGCUCUUCAUCAUCUCCUUCCUCCUGUGGAAGAGGAGGCUUCUCAGGUCCAGCAUUUCAAGUGCAGCAGCCGGUGAAAGGGACACCCAGAUCUACAUGGCGAUGCAUGGUAACCAUGGCAACAAGGACCAAGAGGAGGGGGAAAAGAAGGAGGAAGAACCUAUUUAUGUUCCCUGUUAUCCUGCAGUUCCUGCUGAGCCGGCUGAGAACAUCUAUGUCUGACGGCCAAUCAGAGCGCUGCGCUGCAGAGAUAGCCAAUCAGAGCACUGCGGGGCCGGCACUCAGCUGUGAUUGGCUGAGCUGUUAAACUGUUUUCCCUUCUACCAAAUAAAAAAAAAAUGAACCCAGACUUUGAUGUUAGAACCUGCUGACAUUUUUCUCUUCAGGUCUGGCCCGGUUCCUGUCAGACAGAGCCAGGUCCUUUACAGCUUUUUCUGCUUGGUUCUGCUUCAUGUAUUCAGAACCAGACCUGGAUAAGGACUCUGUUCAUAAACCAGCUGCAGGUCCAGAUGGUCCCAGAGUCCUGAAGGUCCUGGAGGUACUGGAGGCCCGCUCUGUGACCCAGGAGAAGGUUCUGGUGAUGUUACACAUCCGGACCAGCUUAGCAUCAGGCCACAGGAAGCCGGUGGAGCUCUGAUUAAUGGGACAGGAAGUGGUUUCAGAAUAAAGGUCAUCAGAGCGGUUGUCAUGGUGAUGCAUCUCAGAGGUGACUUGUUAACUUGAGGAAGUGAUCUGGAGCUUCACCUGGUGGCAGGAACACAUCACCGCAGGUUGAGGAUCCAGAGAUCCUAUUCCAGUCAUGAUAAUAUUACAUUAAAGUUAAAGUACUAUGUAUUGCAGCUACUCCUGAAUAAACAUCAUCUUAAAGUUACUGAAGUAACUGAGUAAAUGUAACUAGUUACUCUGCAGUGAAGAGGACAGAGGGUGAGUGAAUAAAACCCUCAAGGAAUGAAAUGACUUUCUGAGGACGAAACAGGAAGCUGACAAACAUUCAUGAGCUCAGAAAAUCCUCCAGAUCGCCUCCAGCAGAUUAAAGAUGGCCGCCACGAAGACUGCAGGACGCCAUCAUGGUGGACAUGGACUCUGUCCUCUAAGGAAGACAAUUAGUAUACAGGCAGACGACCAGCAGCUUUAGGACUCCCCCUCCUUCAGGUGAGCCUGGUACUGAAGGAAGUCCAGAAGUUCUGGUAUGAACCCGGUUCAUGUACCGGGCCUUAGGGAAACAGUUCUGAUGUCCUCCAGUGAGCAGAACCAAAGCAGCGGUUCUGUGGGCCACCUCCAUGUUUAAGAUAGCAGUAAAGACACAGAGCCGCCCAGCAGGGGGCGCCACAGUAGACACAAGGCUUUUAUUGUUUGAUUCAGUGGGAUUACAUGAGAUUGGAUCAGAACCAACACCCAAAGGACAGAAACAGGUCAUGAUUUAAAAAAGAUUCUGAUGAUCAGGAAAUAUUCAGGCA